AUGGUCAAGGCCGAUCUCACUCGAGAUUACUAUGGCGAUUUAGAGCUGCUGCCAGGGGCCGAUAUUCAGGAAAUCAAAAAGCAAUUCAAGAAGCUUGCCCUCACGUACCAUCCAGACCGCAACCCUGGCCGCGAAACCGAAGUCACUGCUAAAUUCCAGAAGAUACAGUCGGCACAUGAGGUUCUUAUUGAUGCUACAGAGCGGGCCAGAUAUGAUGCAAAUAGGGUCAGAGUGACAUCUUCACAUUAUAAAUCGGCGUAUGGUGGCCCAACAUCUUCCGGUGUGCGGGGGAACCCUUGGUCUUCAGCAGGCUCCCAAUGGGCCCCUCCUCCAAAGCCUCCAACCGCUCGCAGAGCUCCACCGCCUUCCACGGGUGCUCGACGCUACGAAAAAUUCGACACGCCAAAGAACUCGUCGCACUGGUCUUCCCAGGAAGGCCCAGAAGCAAGGGCAAGGACGUACGAGGCAUGGGAGCAUAUGAGAAGUCAUAACAGUGCGAAGCCAAGCCCUGGCCGGACAGGAGGACCUCCAAAGCCCCCGCCCAGAGAAACACCACAGCCGGCCCGAGGAGAUGGUGAAGCAAGGAGAUAUGGUGCUGCCUCCAAGCCACGAGCCGCCUACGAUGACACCCGAAACGGCCAUAUGCCCAAUGAGACUCCUCGUCGCAGAAGUCAAAGUACAAACACAUCGCCGAGAAAGGGCUUUAUGCCAAACACCCCAGGAGGCGACGAACCUGCGGCACCGAGAGGGGCAUAUUUCACAACGCAGCGGGCACCUCCCGAUCCUCCACCACGGAAACCUUCCCCGUCAGUGUCCAAUGUUGCGCCCGAUCCCCUUAAACAAUUCAGAGAUAAAGCUUCGAACUUCGAGCCGCGCGUCAGCACUCCCUAUGCUACGCAUGGGGGAGAGAAGUUCAAUCCCUUUGAGACUGCUAAUAUCAGUAGAUCCAAGAGCACACGUGAGCCUUCCAGCUCGAAGCAUGUGCCUAGAACUGGCUCAGAUCCCAAUUUAGCUUCGCCCCGUCGCACAACCACAUUUGCCGAUCAAUAUCCGUCAAAGCCUUCGAACUCGUAUGCUGCUCCACAAGUCGAGGUCGAUAGCUCUAGCUCCGAAGAUGAGCCCAGAACAAACGGACACGCGUUUGGAAAGCCUAGAUACUCCACAAAAGCCAGCAACGGUACUAGCGCGCCACCACGUGCUCCACAGGUGCCAAAUGCCGGUAAGGCUUCAUCCAAUCCACGUGCAGCUACUACCAAUAUUGGAAAAUUCCGACAAUGGAUGAGAGAGAAUCCGGGUGUAGAGCCACCGCUAAACGGUUUUCCUCCAGAUGGGCCUCCUCUUCGCUCUGACCCCCCCAAGAACGAUACACCUGACGGAACCAAAAUGUAUGCUACAUUCACUCAUUCCUCUAUCUACUCCGACAGAAAGCGAAGUUCCAGUUAUUCCGUCAAAGUCCCGACAGUUUCAGAAGAUAUGUCAUCACAAAAUCCCAAGAUUGCUUCAAACUCUACUCCAAAGUAUUUAUUUUCGAAAGGCACAGAGCCUAAAACACCUCCCAGUGGAGUCACGCCUGAUUCGCAAACUUUGAAUGCUUUCGAGGGCUUGCAGCGUACUGUUAUCGACCAGCUCCUCUCCAGCAAAGGAAAGAACAGUUGUUCAAAUCCUCACCAUAACGCAACUCCGUUGAAAAGAGCCUCAGAGAACAAUGGUCAGACUAGUCGUUCAAGUAACUGCCGUAUUCCAAGCCGGGCUAGUCACUGGUUGGACUACAGGGAUUCUGCGAAUGCCGGAAGCCCGUCCAAAAAACUCAAACCCCUUAAGCACCUACAUGCAGUUCAUUUACAUUCGGCUAAAAAGGCAAAUGGUUUUUGGCAGGAUUAUGGAGAGUUGAAGGCCAAUGCUAAUCAGUCGGGAUAUUCUAGAUUCUCCUUCAAUGUCGAUAAUGACACCUUCAAGCAGACAAAUCCUCCCCCAAGAACUUUCGCUAGUAGCAGUACGGAAAAUAUCAGCACCACAUUUUCACCGGAAGAUUGGACGGGAACAUUCGAAGCCGGAGCAGAGUACUUCAAGCCUAAUCAAAAGACUACGGGAGUUUCCUCUGGCCCUCAUCGCGGCCAGUCUGGGAGUAGAUCGAGGGGACGUUCGCCUACCAAAGUCCCACCUGUUGAUCCUAAAUUUCCACAGCCCAGUGCGGUACCAGAAACUCCAAUUGAGUCCCCAGGAGGCACCAAAUUCUCCCCCGAUCAGUGGGCACAAAUCUUCAAACCUCAGACUUUUGCGCCACCAAACAUUCCUCCUCGACCGAAUAGGCCUCGGCCGACUCCCACCCGCCCAGCUAUGGCUACACCACCCGUGGCUGGUGGAUCUGGCGUGGGAGCUGAUAAGGCCGGGUUCGGUACAAAUCCCGCUACUCCAUCAGCCCCUACAACCCCAAACCCAGAUGCCAUGGACGUGGAUACUCCGCCUGUUACAAAUACCGUUCCUCAGUUUGCGAAUAAGCUGAAUAUUAACACUGAAUCCGUCAAACGACCAGCGCCCACCUCGCAUUCACAGUCUCCUACGGAUGCAGAGGCAUUAAAGGUCAACUUCGAUGAUCUCAAUAUCCAAGACUUGAUAUCGUCGCUCAACCUGCCGUUGCCACCAAGUGGUCCCGUAGUUCCACAGCCACCUAGCCGACCCAAUAGCCCUCUAGGCCCAGCUUAUGAAACUUUCAAGAAGAAAUUCGAGAUCUACAUGGGAGAGUGGGAUUUGUUCAACAGCAAGAAUAUGCUACAUCUUGUUGCAAGGAAGAACCAGGUUGAUACCCUUGGGGCGGAGAGAUGGCAGGACAACGCAGGCAUCGAGCUUUACAGACGGGGUUUGAGGGAAGAUGCAGUAGUAAUAAAGCAUUGGCAGGAUGCGAGGGAGGCGCAUGAGAAGGUGAUGAAAGAGUAUGUUGUUGUCAGAGAGAGGAUGAAGAGCCAAAGCGAGAUGAAGAAGGCGGGUGUGGCGGCGGGCGAGGACCAGAGACCCCGGAAGAAGACGCAUUAA
Messenger RNA from Venustampulla echinocandica, 3030 nucleotides. RefSeq lists its product as uncharacterized. The record is from RefSeq and is a predicted model, not a curated record. Gene Ontology annotation, cellular component: cytoplasm. The coding region runs from base 1 to 3030 and encodes 1009 amino acids. NCBI's taxonomy places the organism in Eukaryota, Fungi, Ascomycota, Leotiomycetes, Helotiales, Pleuroascaceae. The transcript is spliced from 2 exons.